AUGCAUUUGGAUCUCUUGAGGUACUAUGCUCCAGCAUUAGGGUUUUUGAUGUUUGCAGUCGGAGUUAAUUCAAGCGAAAAAGAUUUUCUCAAAGCUUUCAGUAGACCAGCAGCCAUUAUUGCUGGCUAUAUUGGUCAAUUUGUUGUGAAGCCCCUUCUUGGGUACUUUUUUGGCACAAUUUCAAUGACUAUAUUCGGUCUUCCAACUUCCUCAGCUGCUGGGAUUAUGUUAACUUCUUGCGUCAGUGGUGCCCAGCUCUCCAAUUACGCCACUUUUCUAACAGAUCCUGAAAUGGUGCCACUUAGCAUUGUAAUGACGUCAAUAUCCACUGCCACCGCUGUUUUUGUGACCCCAUUUUUGUCCUUAUUGCUUAUCGGCAAAAAGCUUCCGGUUGACGUGAAAGGGAUGGUUUCCAAUAUCCUCCAAAUCGUGGUCACUCCUAUUGCAAGUGGAUUACUUUUAAAUAGGUUUUUUCCUAAUGUUUGUAAUGCCAUCCGACCAUUUCUGCCCCCGCUUUCGGUUUUCGUGACUGCUCUCUGUGUUGGUGCCCCACUUGCGAUCAACGUGGAGUCAGUGAUGUCGCCUUCUGGGGUUUCAAUCCUCCUGCUGGUGAUAGCAUUUCAUCUGUCGGCUUUCAUUGCGGGGUAUUCUCUCACGGGUCUCAUUUUCCGUGACUCCCCUGACAUCAAAGCUCUGCAAAGAACGUUAUUCUACGAGACAGGCAUGCAGAGCAGCCUUUUGGCUCUACCGCUUACAAAUAAGUUCUUUCAAGAUCCACUCGUCAGCAUUCCUCCUGCUAUUUCGACGGUAAUAAUGUCGUUGAUGGGAUUCUCUCUCGUAAUGCUCUGGGCCCACAGGAAACAAACUGCUCGCCAGUGA
This is a messenger RNA of Striga hermonthica, 879 nucleotides long. NCBI's taxonomy places the organism in Eukaryota, Viridiplantae, Streptophyta, Magnoliopsida, Lamiales, Orobanchaceae. The record is from the annotation of a GenBank genome assembly.